Molecule: messenger RNA, 441 nt
Organism: Cydia fagiglandana
Lineage: Eukaryota; Metazoa; Arthropoda; Insecta; Lepidoptera; Tortricidae
Exons: 2
Coding region: 1-441 (146 amino acids)
Source: RefSeq, a predicted model, not a curated record
AUGCUUAACGGAGCUCUCUUAGACAGAGUACAGAGUUUCAAGUACCUACUGCAUAUUGUUACUGCGGACCUCAAGGAUGAUGUGGAUAUGGAGCGGGAGCGGAGGGCGUUGUGCUACGUACUUUUCAAAGCGUACUGCACGUCGCUGUACACGUGUGGCCUGUGGGCGGACUACACGCAAAGAGCGUACAACGCGCUCCGCGUCCAGUACAAUAACGCAUUCAGGGCGGUGUUGGGGCUGCCCCGCUACUGUAGCGCUUUGGGCAUGUUCGCGGGGGCCCACACGGCCUGUUUCCACGCCACCAUGCGCGUGCGCGCAGCUGCGCUGGUGCGGCGCGUGCGGGCCAGCGCCAACACUGUCCUGGCGAUGAUCGCAGAUCGGCUUGACUGUCCUUAUAUUGUGCACUGUUGCAACAGGCAUGUAAGGACAGGUGUAGGUUAG